GGAGGGGGGGAAAGAGGCGAACGCUCCAAAAAAAAAAAGGAGGCAAAACAAAAAAAAAAAAACAUGAACACCGACAACCGUAUCGGUUUCCGUCUGAAAGCGCCCGUCUAAAGCCGCCCAGAACCUUCGGAGGAGAAUUAAAAAAAAAAAAAUUCCGCUACCGCCGCCGGAUAGCGGAGCGUCCUGUUAUUCCGCUACGCCGGACGAGCCGAGGAUCAUGUCAGGGAAGGGGGGACGAUCUCCUGACUCCCUUCGGAAGCCGAGCUGCCCCGUCGUGUCAGAGAGGCGCAUAUUAAGACGUACGGUUUGAAAAAAACAACAAAAAAAAACCCCUGAAGAUGGCUCGUAUGUGAUCGCGAAGCGUCCUUGCGGCUGCCUGCGUGUCAAGUCGCCGUCGCUGUUCUCUCUCAAUAUCCAGCGAGCCACAUUUUCAAAGUUUUUUUUUUCCUUUUUUUUUUUUUUAAACGAAAGGGAAAUUUGCUGCAUCGCAUUCCUCCGAACGGGAUGUCAUCCGCCGCUGGGAGGUUUCCAGCGGCCGCCGUCUGAUCCGCCGCCUCGCUUACAACGGGAGUCUUGCCCUGAGAGCCCCGGUGUGAAAAUGGGAGAUGCUGUGGCAAGCAAAGGGACGAGAAGGACCUUCAUCGUCCCCGCCAUCGGAGCCUUCGAUCAUUAUGACUUUACCAGGGCUAAAAUCUCAUGUAGCCUGACAUGGCUCGUGGCCAAAGCCUUCGGCUCGGACGCGGUGCCAGAGGAGCUGGCUGAGCCUUUCUACAGGGACCAGUACAACCAGGAGCACCUGAAGCCCCCCGUGGCCUGCCUGCUCCAGUCUGCAGAGCUCUACUGCAGGGCGGGAAGCCUCAUCCUCCGCAGUGACGCCGUCAAACCCUUGCUGGGUCACAACGCCGUCAUCCAGGCCUUGGCCCAGAAAGGCCUGUACGUGACCGACCAGGACCGCCUGGUCACCGAGAGGGAUCUGACCAGCACACCCAUAAACAUGAGCUCCCACUUGGCCCUGAUAGACACUCUGAUGAUGGCCUACACGGUGGAGAUGGUGAGCGUGGAGAGGGUAAUGGCCUGCAUCAACAGGUGCUCCUCCGCCGAGCCCUCUCACAGCGACAGACACGUCCAGGACCUGCCCUAUGACACGGAGGACGCAAUCAUCACCUGGAUCAACAAGGUGAAUGAGCACCUAAGGGAUAUCCUUGUGGAAGAGCAGAAGCUUAGAGAGGCCUCUUGUCAGGAGUCUAACACCGCAGCACAAAAAGCUCGCUACAGGAGGGAGCAUGCCCAGCAGAGGAACGCUCCCUCGCUCCCUCUGGUGGAGAACCUGCUGAAGGACAACACGGACGGCUGCGCCCUGACUGCCCUGUUGCACUUCUACUGCCCGCAGGCCGUCCGGCUGGAAGAUAUCUGCCUGAAGGAGACCAUGUCUCUGGCGGACAGUCUGUAUAACCUGCAGCUGGUGCAGGAGUUCUGCAGGGAAAGCCUCAACCACUGCUGCCAUUUCACCCUGGAGGACAUGCUUUAUGCCCACGCCUCCGUAAAGAGUAACUUCCUGGUGUUUAUGGCUGAGCUCUUCUGGUGGUUUGAAGUGGUGAAACCCUCAUUUGUGCAGCCCAGGAUUUUCGACCCACACGCCUGUGAGCCAGUCCCCUCCUGUAGAAACGUGGCUCCUGUAUCCAGCCCAGUCAAACAGAGCUAUGCAGACAAACCUGGCAGCCCAGAGCACACCCAUGGACAAGGUGUGAUGAAGCGGUCCACCUCCAUGUCCUACGUGGAAGGCUGUGUGGGAACAUGGCCCAAGGAAAAAAGAUCCACCUCUCGGGGGAUCUCCUUUGAAAUUCCACUAGAUGGCGAACCAAGCGUGCCACCGUGUGAGGGUCCCUCCACACGGGGUAUGAUUCGCUCAGCCAGCAGCGAUGGUCUUGGGUUCAAAGUUCACUUUGCACCACGAGGUGGCAUGAGGCGUCACCUUUCUCUAACGCCUGUUAGUGUAAACGGGCAGAGUGGGAGCAAACACAUACCAGAGGAGAAUGAGGACUUCAGCUCCCACAAACCCUUGGGCCGAAACAACACAUUCUCAAUCAAGAACCAAAGCAGGUACUCCAAUGGACUUCUCCCAGAUAGCAACCACGAUGGCAACCACAGCGGCCACAUUAGCCCGUCAACACCUCCGAGCAUCGAGGAGGCCCUGAAAAUUAUCCACGACACAGAGAGGCCCCACGCUAGUCUGAGUCUUGGAGCUGGGGACAACGGUUUCUUCCUUCAUGGUGCUGAUUCCCCAGACCGGCAGGGUGCCCAAGGCCCAGGAGAUUACCUGGGUUCAGCCAAGGCCCACGUGGAUGACCAUGAUGCCAACUCUCUCUCCACAGAGGUGGACACAGGCAUCCACGUGAAGACAGAGGACAUCCAGAGCUACGACGAGGACUCCUCCUCUCUGAGAGACUAUUCAGAUAUCGAUCCGGACUGUGAUGCCACGACCAGGUCGUGUCCUCUGCCUGAAAGGGGGGAGAGGGAGACAGCUGGCAGGGGAGGUGGGAGGGUUGCGGUUGGUGAUUCUAACCUUGGGAUUAGGAGGGGAGAAGGAGGGGACAGGAGCAGUCCCUGCUCGAGUUCAGGGCCCACACUCCCCAGGUCCCAUACAGUCAGCCCCAUCUCAUCCUCUGGUGGCUCUGGGAGCGGCAUGAUCCGCAUGACCAGCUUUGCAGAGCAGAAGUUCAGAAAGCUGGAAGGGAGGAGCAGCGGAGGAACCACGCCGGAGAGUUCAGACCUCAAUGUACCAUACACGCACCCCAUGAGAGCCAUUUCCCCUGAGAUCUCUGGUCCCCCAAUGCCAAUCACGUCCCCAUCUCCAGCCACGCCCUCCCCAAGAGACCCCUCCCACCUGCUUGCCUCAGAGAUGGUGCACCUGAGGAUGAAACUUGAGGAGAAACGCAGAGCUAUCGAAGCCCAGAAGAAGAAGGUGGAAGCAGCUUUUACACGACAUCGUCAGCGGAUGGGGAGAACAGCCUUUCUCAAUGUUGUAAAAAGAAAAGGAGUCGUCCCUCUCAGCUCCAGCCCAGCGGAGGCAGAGACACCCUCCCCGGAGCCACUUUCAUCCUUGAAGGGAACUGGUCAGGGCAGCCUGGGGCCUGCGGAGAGGUGCAAACCAGACGGCGCGGCUCCCAAGUCACCCUGUGAGGACGGUGGAGGCAUGACUCCAGGGGAAGUCGACCUCGCGGAGUACACGCGCUCCAUUGAGAGGCUCAACACCUCGCUGGGCUUCCUGCAGACCGAGAUGCAGCGUCUGGCACAGCAGCAGGAGAGGAUCAUGGCCAUGAGGGAGCAACAGCAACAGGCCUGGGUCAUACCUCCCCCUGCUCCAUCCCCUCACAGACAGCUUCGUGAGCUUCGCAGCAGCAGCGUGGCAGGCCGGGGGUCGGGCAGAGGUUCUGUAGGAUCCUUGUCUCCGAUCUUGUCUUCAUCCGGCUCACCCAGGGCUCCCCACCGCUCUCCGGUUGGCAUCAAGCGACGACCAGCCUCUUUCCACGCCAGAACCCCCAGGACGCCGCGGCCAAACGAUCUGAAGGUCACCCCCUUCAGCCGGAUGCUCAACACCCCCACCUCAGUGGACAGCCUACCCAGACUGAGACGCUUCUCCCCCAGCCAGACCCAGCUUAGCUCCUUUGCCUACCUGGGCCACGAUGAGGGGCCCGGGGCGAGCCAGAACCAGGAGCUGAAGGAGAACCAAAAAAACAAUAAGAACAAAGCAGAGACGGCCGUUAAAAAGAGUGCAAGCACUCCUCCGUCCCCUACUAAAGAAGAAGCCAAAGAGAGGAAGGAAGCGAGAAACGAGGAGAGGAAAGAGGAGGAUCAGGUGAAGUCAGCAGGGUUCAGACAGACCUGGUUGUCAGAUGUGUUCUAUCAGCCAGUGUCUGAGGUCCAGGCGUCCCGCAGUGGCCGGGUGAAACCAGACCCCCAGACUGAGCCCCAAGGCAGAAGAGACCUGGUGGAGGUGCCUCUGUCUGGACUUAAGCCUCCAGAUGGCCAGGGUCAUGAAACAGCAGGGGAGGCAGAGGCAGGAGGAGAUGGGGAGGACCAGAAGAUGUGCUGCGGGUUCUUCUUCAAGGAUGACGUGAAAGGAGAGGAAGACAUGGCAACAAAGAGGGCAGCUCUCCUGGAGAAGAGGAUGAGGAGGGAGAAGGAGGCACAGGAGAAGAAGCAACAGCAGGAGCUGGACCAGGAGCAGAAGAAGGAAGCUGCACGGUUGAAAGCCGAGGAGGAGCAGCAGAAGAGGGACGACGAGAAGGCAAGGAGGGAUUACAUCAAGAAUGAGUAUUUGAGGAGGAAGCAGCUCAAGCUGAUGGAGGACAUGGACGAAGUCAUCAAGCCCCGUGGGGGAAGUCUCAAGAAGAAGCCGCGUCCCAAAUCCAUCCACAGGGACAGCAUGGAGUCCCCUAAACCGCCGGUCAAAGCAACUGGGGUGCGUCCUCGAGGCUUCUCGGUCUCCAGCAUGUCCCUGGCCUCUCUAAACCUUGCUGACAAUUACAGCAACCAGUCCGACAACAAGAGAACCCCCAGGCCAGACUCUGCAGAGGGCUUUUCCUCUUGCCCAUCAGCCGGUAGCCGGAACGGAGAGAAAGACUGGGAGAAUGAAUCCACCACCUCCUCCACCCCCUCUAACACUGAGUACACAGGACCCAAACUGUACAGGGAGCCCAGUGCCAAGUCCAACAAGCACAUCAUCCAGAAUGCACUGGCUCACUGCUGCCUCGCUGGCAAGGUCAACGAAGGGCAGAAGAACAAGAUACUGGAUGAAAUGGAGAAGUCCGAGGCCAAUAACUUCUUGGUGUUGUUCCGUGACGCCGGAUGCCAGUUUAGGUCGGUGUACGCCUACUGCCCCGAGACCGAGGAGAUCACCAAACUAGCUGGCAUCGGUCCCAAGAGCAUCACGACCAAAAUGAUCGAGGGCCUGUACAAGUACAACUCGGACAGGAAACAGUUCAGCAACAUCCCGGCGAAGACGAUGUCCGCCAGUGUGGAUGCCAUCACCAUCGCCAGCCACCUGUGGCAGACCAAGAAACAGGGGACGCCCAAAAAAUUGCUGCCAAAGUAGCGCCAGAGUCCCAGGCCGAAGCUGGACCUGAAUACGUCUGGAGCAGAUAUGUAGGAAUUUGUGGAUUUGUUGUUUUGUUUUUGUUUUUUGUUGUUUUUUGUUUUUGUUUUGUUUUUUCAUUAAAAAGGACACAUGGCCCCGCUGACAUAAUCACAACUGGAAUGUAGAACAAACUACAGUUAAAAAGGAGCCUCGCGGACCGUGUUGUCGAGAGACAAAACUGACUCACACUCUUGAUAAUUUAAAUGGGCACGUGUGUAUGUCAGCAUGUGUAUCCACGUUCUUGUGUGCCAAAACAAAGGAAGGAAGAGAAGAAACGAGAAGAUUGGGCGGACCAAUGCCUUACCUAGUUGAACCACUGAAGCACUGAAUGUCACGCCUCCGAGUGAGGCCGAGUUUGGUUUCCCUAAGUUGAUCAUGUGUGGCCUUAUGCUUGUUUUGUGUGAUAUUUAAGCGCUGUGAGUGUUAAAGGUUGUCGUGUAAGCGUCUCAUGCAAAUUCUGUUGUGAUGCAGGAAAAAAAAAACAUCACCCCUAACCACGGGUCGGGAAUCACCCUUUUCCUCACUCCGUAUUCGUUUGAAGGGUGAACGGUCAGAUCGGGAAUCGGCUAGACGCAAAAAAAAUAAUAAAAAAAUUGGGCGAGAGUUUUGCUAAUGUGUAGGCAUGUAUUUCCACGUUACUGACAAGCCGCUCAGAUCCGUUUUGUGUGUGUGAGUAGUAAAGUGCCAAGAUGAGUGAGGAAAAUACCUCAGUUAUUGAUUGCCAUUACUUCCCCACAUGUGUAUGAUGAAGAAAUCGGUUGUUGGGUGUCGUCGAACCGGUUCUGCAAAGCACCUGCAACUGACUUUUAAUUUAUUUCAUUUUUGGAGAUCUUUUAAAAAGAGUUCGAGGGUUUAUUCAGAGAAACAUGAUUAUACUUUAUGUCUUAUGAGUUUAAAUUAGUUUGUAUAUAACUGCUACCCCAUUCAAAAUGAAUGAGUCGGCUUUUAGUAGCUUUUAUCAUUUAUCACACACACACACGCACAUGCACACGUGUAUGAGUAUAUUGUAAUAUGGGGCCUUUUUUUUGUGCGACAGAUGCAAAAAGUGUGAUCUUUCACCAGUAUCACUGAUAGGUCUGUACUUAGUAGUAGGAAACCCAGAAAUCCAUCCAUUGUCAUCCAUCAGGAGUUAAGAUAGCCAACAAAGCGUCACUUUAUUGUGGAUAUUGUUUUGAUAAUUAGAUUCCAACUGCCCUGAAAAGUAGUUCACAACUGUAAAUAAUAAAAUGAAUCCACCUCGAGACCCUGACCCACGGUAGUUGACUAAACUGCUAAGCCUCCGCAUUGAAAUUGAAGUACUAAUCACAAAACUGUUUCCACUUCAGGAAUUCCGUGCUUAUUAUUUUACUUUUACUCAUGUCAUAUUUUUAUUAUUAUUAUUAUUAUUAUUAAGUGGUCGUUUAUUAUGGGUUCAUGCUGUACAGAUAUAUUUUAUCAUAUAGAAGUAUUUUUUGUAACCCGCAUUUGCUAUUUGGAGGUUUUGACUGAGCAGCAUAAGUGUUGAAGGAAAUGUUGAGAGCGAAGUGUAGCUGGGCAAAUGGGAAGGCUUGGGCGCCAAGUCUCGCUGUGCCGAAUGAGUAUGAGUAUGAGUAUGUGUAUGUGAAGUCUUAACUUUUUUUUUCCAAUUCUGCAAUUUCUUUUUCCUUUUCAACUCACUUACUAUGCUCAGUUGUACAUGAAAUUAUGUUUUUUUUUCUAUUCAUUUGAGCUCUAUUAAAAUGCAGACUAUCA
This is a messenger RNA of Lampris incognitus (smalleye Pacific opah), 6868 nucleotides long. RefSeq names its product calmodulin regulated spectrin-associated protein family, member 2b (gene camsap2b). Gene Ontology annotation, biological process: neuron projection development; negative regulation of microtubule depolymerization; cytoplasmic microtubule organization. Gene Ontology annotation, cellular component: microtubule minus-end. NCBI's taxonomy places the organism in Eukaryota, Metazoa, Chordata, Actinopteri, Lampriformes, Lampridae. The transcript is spliced from 21 exons. Bases 599 to 5095 code for a protein of 1498 amino acids. Gene Ontology annotation, molecular function: calmodulin binding; spectrin binding; microtubule minus-end binding. The record is from RefSeq and is a predicted model, not a curated record.